Molecule: messenger RNA, 1554 nt
Organism: Candidula unifasciata
Lineage: Eukaryota; Metazoa; Mollusca; Gastropoda; Stylommatophora; Geomitridae
Source: the annotation of a GenBank genome assembly
AUGAGCGAGUCUGCACUUCCUAGCCCUCGGCCGACCCCAAGAUUUUAUCCAGAGGCCCAAACCCUUUCCGUUAAAAAGCUAUUGCCAGGUGGUACGCCGAAAGAUAGUCUGCCGCCAAGACCUCCUGUAAAGAGCUGUCCGCCGCUGAGCAGGGUGUUUCCACGGCGCAAUGUUCCCUCAUUACAUGCACAGCCAGUCACUUUCAGACACCCAGAAGCUUCUUUACUAAGUCCAAAAUACAAUGAGAAGUCAACUGACCUGUACUUUGAACAACUAUUUGAGGACGUCACACCCAUUGGGCAAGGAUCUUUUGGAGAGGUGUUCAGCUGUAAGAGCAAAGACGAUGGCAAGUAUUAUGCGGUCAAGAAAUCCAGACAGCCAUUCAAGGGCCAGUUUGACAGAAAAUGCAAAAUGGAAGAAGUGGCCAAGCACCAGUUGUUGCCAAUUCACCCCAACUGUAUCAGGUUUUACCGAGCUUGGGAGGAGCGGGGUCAUUUAUAUAUCCAGACUGAACUGUGUAAAUUUAGUUUGCAGGAGUACUGUCACACAAACCAGAACAUCAGUGAAGUGAUCAUCUGGAACUAUAUGGUGGAUCUUCUGUUGGCCUUAAAACAUCUACACGAUCACAACUUAGUUCACAUGGAUAUUAAACCAGAAAAUGCCUUCAUCUCACACGAUGGUAUUUGUAAACUGGGAGACUUUGGAUUAGUCAUUGAUCUUACGAAGAAAAGGGAUGUCAAUGACGCCAUAGAAGGGGACCCCAAAUAUUUGGCCCCAGAGUUGUUGGAGGGCAAGUUUGGAAAACACGCAGACAUCUUCUCCUUGGGCAUGUUUAUGCUGGAGAUGGCCAGCGAUCUGGAUCUGCCUCGGAGUGGGGAUAACUGGCAUUACCUGCGUAACGGGUCUCUGCCGGAACAGUUUCUCCAAGGUCGUCCUGCCAACAUGAAGGCUGUGAUAGAACAAAUGCUAGACCUAGACUAUGAAAGGCGGCCAACUGUUGACCAGAUACUAGCACUGCCAUGCUUGAGAGAUGUUUUAAAAAAUAGAAUGUUUAGCUACAUGCGUGCUGGCAGUAAAGCAGUGAGAAACCUCAGAAGUUUCCCCAGCCCUCAUGUUCCCAUCUUCCAGAGCAACAGCCCCAGUGUUCGACUGGAUAAGGACUGCCCAUUCUCAGAUGACGAGAUGGAUGAUAGUGGGGCGGGCAGGUCUGAUUUGCUGAACUUGUCUGAUGAAUUUGUGAUGCCGAGCAUCCCAUCAGCACCUCGUCGAGCCUACACCACACCAGCGAUCAGGCGAAGACCUGCAUCAUCUGUCAUCAAUGGAUCACCAAUAAAAAGGCUUCUUUUCAGUGAGAGUCAGACCAGCACCCCAUCCACAACUCACAGCUCAUCCACCAGCAAUGGUCACCUUAGCCCACAUGAACUCAACGAUCGAGCAGGAACUCCACCACUGCCAAAGAUGGAGUGGGACGAACCAAAGCCUGGCAUUGAGCCCAAGAAUCUGUUGAGCAUGUUUGAGGCCGCAAGCGACGAAGAAGAGGACAAGUCAUUUUAA